GGUGUCUAACAAGGACGCCUGAAGGUCCUUGUUCCGCUCGCGCUGUGUGACCGUGUGUGAACGUUCGCUGGCGAUUUAUAGAAUCUCCGGCGCCGGCUUUUCGCUCAACCUUUAAACGUUAAUAUUUGCUGUGUUUUUUGGAUACCGUAAACAUGUUUGAAGAGGCUAGCGAGGUGUUUGACAACAUGUUUAAGUCUUCUUUUCCGCUGACGUUCAUUGUUUUUUUACCGGCAGUAUUGAUUCUUGUCUCGCCGCUUCCAGCCGAAGCCGCACACGAAUUCACGGUGUAUCGCAUGCAGCAGUACGACCUACAGGGGCAGCCCUACGGCACCCGGAAUGCGAUUUUAAACACGGAGGCUCGCACGGUGGAAGCAGAAGUGCUAAGUCGCCGCUGUGUCGUCAUGCGACUGGUGGAUUUUUCCUAUGAGAGAUACCAGAAAGCACUGCGCCAAUCCGCGGGAGCCGUGGUCAUCAUCCUGCCUCAGAACAUGUCAACCAUGCCGCAGGACAUAGUGCAGCAGUUCAUGGAGAUGGAGCCAGAGCUUCUGGCUACAGAAACCAUUGUUCCUGUGUACUUUGCCCUGGAGGAUGAUGAACUUCUCUCUAUAUAUGAGCAGACGCUCAUAUCCUCAUCCUCACAAGGGUCUGCUUCCGCAGCAGAAGUGUUACUGCACACAGCGACAGCCAAUGGCUUCCAGAUGGUGACGAGUGGUGCUCAGAGUAAGGCUGUGAGUGACUGGGCCAUCACUAGUCUAGAAGGAAGACUAGCAGGAGUCGGGGGAGAAGAUCUGCCAACGAUCGUCUUGGUGGCUCACUAUGAUUCCUUUGGUGUGGCUCCAUGGCUCUCGUAUGGUGCAGACUCCAAUGGCAGCGGAGUGAGUGUUCUGCUGGAGCUGGCUCGCCUUUUCUCCCGGCUGUACACCUACAAAAGAACCCAUGCUGGGUACAAUUUGUUGUUCUUUGUCUCUGGAGGUGGGAAGUUCAAUUAUCAGGGCACCAAGCGGUGGCUGGAGGAAAACCUGGAUCAUACAGAGUCUAGUCUCCUCCAGGACAACGUAGCCUUUGUCCUUUGUCUGGACACUCUGGGCAAUGGGAAUAGUCUGCACCUCCACGUGUCUAAGCCCCCCAAAGAGGGCAGCCCUCAGCAUGUCCUGUUGAAAGAGCUUGAAAUGGUGAUCUCCAGUCAGUACCCAGAUGUCACAUUCUCCAUGGUUCACAAAAAGAUCAACCUUGCAGAUGACACGCUGGCCUGGGAGCAUGAACGUUUUGGGAUUCGACGCCUCCCGGCUUUUACGUUGUCCCACUUGGACAGCCACCGCAAUGCUGUACGAAGCAGCAUCAUGGAUAUGCGGCCUCACGUGGACCUCAGAAAGCUUAGCCGCAACACAAAGAUCAUCGCAGAGGCACUUGCUAGAGUGAUCUAUAACCUCACAGAGAAGGGGGCCCCUGGAGACCUACAGAUCUUCACUGAGCAAAUGCAGGUGCAGGAGGAGCAGCUGUCCUCAGUGGUGGACUGGCUGACCACCCAGCCACGUGCUGCUCAGCUGGUGGACAAAGACAGUAUUGUGGUCACCACCCUGGAGUACCACCUGUCCAGAUAUCUAAAGGAUGUCAAGAAACACUACGUCAAAGCCGACAAGAGGGACCCAGAAUUUGUCUUCUAUGAUCAACUGAAACAAACCAUGAAUGCAUACAAGGUGAAGCCAGCUGUGUUUGACCUGCUCCUGGCAGUCUGCAUAGCAGCCUACCUAGGUGUGAUAUAUUUGGCCAUUCAGAAUUUUGGACUGCUCUACAGCUUCAUGCGCAGGGUCACCCAGCCCAAAACUAAGCAGCACUGAUUCAGGACAACUCAAUUUUUACCAGUCUCUGACAUGUACGGUUCUCAGAAUUUUGAGUUCAGAGCAAACAAAGAUUCAUACCAUGAAUAUUUUUUUUUUUUUUUUUUUGCCAACUUUGUUGUUUGAGGUGUCUUGCUGGCUUUGUGGCUGCCGCUGAGCAACAGAGCCUUUCAUGUCUUCCUAUGCUGAUGAACACUGGCCUUUUCUACCAUGCCUAAAAAUUUGUCCGAGUCCCUUCUCUUUGCCCCUUCUCUGUAAACCACCCAGUCAGUAAUUCCCUUUCAGCCUGGGAUACAGUUACAAGCUUUGAUAAGAGUGGAAGCGGAAACCUGUAAAAGAGCAUCAUCUGAAUAUUCAAACUGUACAGAGGAGAUAAGUGGUUCCCCUUCCCCAAAUCCUCAAUGGAAGCUUGAAUAUUUAAAGUUAUACAUAGAAAAAUGAAUUGUUCUAAUUACAGAUGACUUAUUUGGCAUAUUCAGUUUUGUUAGAAUUUAUUUGCAUUAAAUGAGUAUCAAUCCUUACAUGAAUGACAAAAACAUGCAUUUAUUUUAUGUUUCAGCAUUCUUGCCAUUCCAUUCUGUUCUUAAGAUCAUUUUUUGAUCUGGUGCAGCUAUGUAUAAAAUAAGCCUUUGUAAGGGAGAACUGGCCAGUUUGUGUCCACCUUAUUGGAGUCAUUUAUUAGAAUGACUUUAGUUAUCUAAAGUUUAGAAAACAAUCCAAAUUAAUAUUUUAAACAAGACAAAAACCAAUCCAUAAGUAUGUUUGGUAGAAUAUUAACAUCUAAAUAUUUGGUUGUCAGCUCUUAAUGUGCAAGUAGUAUUCUGAUGUAAGGAAAAUUAAUUUCUUUUAUGGCCAUUUCACUCAAAAUGCCUUAAUUGUAUUUACCACAUCAACACAAUUUACUUAUUAAACUUAUCAGCUUGAUGGUAAUUAUAUUUCAAAAUUUGAUUUGUAUGCCAAAUGCUCCUAGCCAUCUACUGCAUGAAUUUUGUCCUUUUGAAGAGAAUUUUACUUUCUUAUACAGAGGUAUUUGUCAUCCAGUGGCUCAUGUCAGUAUCACCUCUUACUGUGAAGGGUCAUCAGGAAGAGCUCCCCUGCCAAUGAGCCAGAUACUGUGUGAUGCAGAUUCUUAAUUUAUUGGAGCAAAAGAAUAUGUAACUGUGCACUGAAAUGAAUUUUUUACUUUUCUUUUUGCUGUUGUCAAGAUUGUGUUGUACUUGAUCCAUGAAACUUGAUACCUGCAACAAAACAACUCAAGAAAUAAAUGUUCAAAUACUGAAGAACUCUAAUUUUAUUUAAAGCAAAAUGUAGUACAAUAACACUGGUCCAGUGGAAACAUUUAAUGUCUCCAUGAUUUGUUUUUAAAGCCACCUUUAAGCAGCCAAACUAACAAAGAUUGAUUUCACUGGUUCUGUAAAAGUCCAUUUAUUUCCAUGCCAAUCUUUCAUACUUAAUUUUGGAUAAUUGUUAUAAAACUGAAGUUUCAUAGCCCUAUAAUCCCUUCAGUGCUGUUCAAUUAAAAAAAAAAAAUGCAUCUUGUCCAGACUGCCAACCUUUGUUCAAACACUUAAGUGUUCUCUUUCUUCUCAACAUUACCCUUAAAGCAUGUGUCAUUGUGCAGUUUUUGCAAGAUGAUUGAUGAUUAAAAACAAUGUCAGUGCUUCUGCAUUC
Messenger RNA from Scleropages formosus (Asian bonytongue), 3509 nucleotides. It is a transcript of the gene ncln, whose product is annotated as nicalin. Bases 153 to 1838 code for a protein of 561 amino acids. The transcript has 15 exons. Gene Ontology annotation, biological process: regulation of signal transduction. The record is from RefSeq and is a predicted model, not a curated record. Gene Ontology annotation, cellular component: membrane. Lineage: Eukaryota; Metazoa; Chordata; Actinopteri; Osteoglossiformes; Osteoglossidae.